This is a messenger RNA of Amoebophrya sp. A25, 207 nucleotides long. The record is from the annotation of a GenBank genome assembly. Lineage: Eukaryota; Dinophyceae; Syndiniales; Amoebophryaceae.
AUUAAACUAAAACCAGCCAUAUGCAUAUUAUUCUCGUGUAUCAAGAAGGAAGAUUGUUGGAAACGAAGUAUUUAGGAGCCAACGCGCGAUCAGGAACACCAACACCUCAAGAUGCAUGCCCUCACGAUCGAAUCCGUUGACGAAUAUGAGGGACUGUGGGCGGGUUUGCUGAAAUGGAGGGACUCUGCGGUGACGAGUGAUGCAGAC